AUGGCCUUCAAGGAGAUUUUCUAUUUUGACGAAAACGCGUAUAAGCAACGAGUCCAGACAUAUGCCGACGGCAAGUUGUAUGCUGAGCUUGCCAAGCGAGAGACCUUCAAACGUCGCCGCAUCUAUUCAACUGGAGUCAAGAUCACCAUCUGCAGCCUACUACUCUUCCCUACCUGCGGUGGUACUGGAUUUGGUCUCUUCAUCGGACUUCGACAACGUCAUAUCGCCAAGAAGAAGUACCAUCUUGUCGUCGAGGCGAUGAAAGCUCAAGGGUUUCCUCUGCCUGAAAAGAAGAAGCGUGACAAGCUUAUUCCUCUUGCCGUCAACAUCAUGAUCUACUCACUGACAUUGGGUAUCAUGUUUGGUCUGGAAGAGGCUGGCGUCAUCGCAGCAAAUGAGACUGCUGAGUACGGGCUGCAGGGUUCGGCAAACCUGGUUGAUCCAACCCUGACGGGCGAGGCCCAUGCAUUUGUUACCAAUCCAGGAGAUUUCAUGCAAGGCAUGAUGCACGGGGUUCAUACCCAGGCCUCGGAGCUGAAUGGCCUAGUCAAUGUCCAUGAAACCAUGGUCCAGCAUGCGCUCAAUAGCAACCUUGAACAGCCUAUUUCCGACACUAGUUACCAAUACCUGUCGGGUGAGACUGCUGGAGCGCAAUUCGCCCCUGUUGUUGAGCGUCUUGCGGCAGUCACGAUUGCUGGAGAAGGUCUGGAGAAGAUUGCCAAGUAUGGUGUUAAUGAUUCAUUGAAACGAAAACCUGUCGCGAUGCAAAAAGGAGUCAUGGUGACAGAAAUUCCGAUUGCAGCGCCUCAUACAAAGUUGGCAGCAUGA
Molecule: messenger RNA, 828 nt
Organism: Exophiala oligosperma
Lineage: Eukaryota; Fungi; Ascomycota; Eurotiomycetes; Chaetothyriales; Herpotrichiellaceae
Exons: 1
Coding region: 1-828 (275 amino acids)
Source: RefSeq, a predicted model, not a curated record